CCUCCGCACCCCUGCUCGCAAUCAUGGCCGUCUCUGCUGCUGCAUCCCGUCCUGCACCCCCCCGUGGACAGCGCUCGCCGACGCUCAGCGAUGCGGGCAUGAUCCUGCCUGCACUCGAGGCCGACCUGGAGCGCGCCGCUUCGCCCAUCCCCCUCAUUGAGCGCCCGCCCUCGCCCUCGGACCUGUACAGGCACACCGACUCAAGCCCCGUCCGGCUGUCUUCAGGAUUGGGAAUCUACAGCCGGCGCCGCGCCUCGCAACAGACAAAGUCACCAUCGCUAUCUGCACAGUCCUCGCUCUCAGCACAGUCCUCGCGCUCCACGCUGCGGAACCCAACCGACUCAGUUGCCUCGACUAGGAGCAUGACUACCCGCGACAAUGUCCUGGCCUCGUCGCCCACCAUCCACACUGCUCCCAGCAGCCACUCGCCCGGCAGCUGGCGCGGCCUCGACCAGCGCCGACUGAGCCCUUCUGCCAGCUCCAUCUUCACCGAGGACCUUGACCACUGGCCGGGCUUCGACAGCCACGACUCCUUCGAGGACAGCGCCGUCGACCUGGAAGAGCAGGAAAGGCGGGACCGCUCCAAGUCUGGUACCGACACUGACGGCGGAGACGGCAUGACGCCCACGGAGCGCUGGACCCGUGAGCGCAGCACUGGCAGUGACGACGAAGACGACCCAUACUCGUCGGCCGCGCUCAGCAGACGGGCAGAAAUCAUUCUGGCAAACGCAAAGAAGCGGCUAAACGUUAUGGAGGGAAAUCUCCGGGGUGCACGAGAGUCAUUGGUUGUGUCGCCCACCUUCAGCCCCAAAGCAAAGACCUCGGACCUCCCGCACCACAUGGCAGCCAGCCGCGAGCGAGAUCGAAGACUGUAUGCUGGCAUGGGCCCAAUACCGCCACGCCUGCCCCCUUAUCGACCGUCGCUACUGACGCCGAAUGGCAAUUCUGGCCAUGCGCGCGGUUUGAGCGAAACCUCAUUUACGCCUUCGUACAUCACGAGAACCAUAUCGACCAAGCGCGCGUCCAGUGCAUUCGGCCACACGACCGGGCCAUGGGCUCCCGAGAGCUACGGUCAGGGGCGUUUUCCCAUCAAAGAGUCGCGCAGCGUCGAGCAGCUCCGCGAUCCACGGACUACCUGGACCACGUCGGAACGAGACCACGGCCCAAGGUCUACUUCCAGGUCCGCGUCGAGAAGCUCAAAGUCACCCCCCGUGUUGGAAACCUUGCGAGAAGACGAGGACGGGGCCAGGAUACACCGGUCCACGUCUGCAGCUAGCGGUCUUCGCGACCAGAUGAACGAUCUCAGGGGAAGGAUCUCCAGCCUUAAACUAAAGGCGCAAGAAGACCAUCUCCGGCGACGCAGCAUGCAAAGCCUGCGCGCUCCUAGUCCCUUUACCUCGGCCGACACAUGGUAUCCUGGGUCUCCCGGAUAUCAGUCUGAGAGCCCCAUUUCCGCAAGCGCCGGACUAGGCAUCUCUACGGAACCCCUCACUCGGACUGGGCUCUACCCCGAAACCCAGGAUCGACCAUUGACUGCCACGACUACUCCCUCACAAGCACACGGCGAGAAGCUGGUGACGCAAAUCAAGGACCACAACAGCAGCAGCGAUGGUUAUUCGGAAACCGAGCCUGAAGGAUCCGAGGCAUACGAGGCGUCUGAUGCGGGCGAUGGGGACGACUAUGUCUCGGUCUAUGGCGAAGAUGCAGGUGAGCCCGAGAGCGUGUACGAGGACGCAGUGUACGAGAUGCCCACGACGGAGCGGCACGAGGACCGAGUCGACGCAUUCGAUUACCAGACGUUUUUCCUGCACAGCGCAAUGGGGACGUACAGCCUGGAAGACCGUCGAUCCAGCACCAGCUCGGGCACGUCGAUUGCGACGACGCGGCCCAUGACUGCUGUUCAGAAUGGCGAUAUUACCGCGGCCGAGAAGAGACUCUCGUUUCACCAACGGAACCCGAGCGUGGAUUCCGUGUCGACGGUAGCGACGUUUGCCACUGCAGCCGAAGAGCAGGACGACGACAACGAGCACGACAACGAGCAGAUGGACCAGUUCUCGCAGCAGCUACUAUCGAACCAGUCGCGGUCAUUCACUCACCACGGUGGCCACAACGGCUACUUGUCGCUUCGGGCUGACUCGGCCAUCAACAUGCGGAGCGGCGGGGGCGCAUCACCCCAGCCGUCGCUGCCCGUGGGGUCGCCUUCGUCUGCAGAGUUUGCCAACGGGCUCCAAACGUCCAAGAUCUUUUCGAUCCUGACCGAAGGGUCCCGAGACGAGCCGCGCAUUGCGCUCAGCGAAGAAGAGACGCAGCUUGUGUACGGGGUUGCUGCCAGCAUCCAGCACGUGUGCUCUCAGCUGCAAAGCACGUACGGGGAGGCAUACGAGCGCAAGGCAUGGCGGCGACGACUGGACGAAGCGCGCAAGAUCCUCAUGGGUGAGGACGCCGAAGACAGCCACGCCUACUGACGGGCUGGCUGCAUCCACUCGCUUGAAUUUCCUUUGGUUUCCCCUGGCUAUACGUUAAUGUCUAACUCGAAAGCUGCGACACAGCAUACGUCGAACCCUGUUCCCCACGAACCUUAACUCGAUAUCAUGUAUAAUUAUUCA
Exserohilum turcica Et28A is the source of this 2606-nucleotide messenger RNA. RefSeq lists its product as uncharacterized. The record is from RefSeq and is a predicted model, not a curated record. Lineage: Eukaryota; Fungi; Ascomycota; Dothideomycetes; Pleosporales; Pleosporaceae. The coding region runs from base 24 to 2465 and encodes 813 amino acids. The transcript has 2 exons.